Penicillium cosmopolitanum is the source of this 330-nucleotide messenger RNA. RefSeq lists its product as uncharacterized. Bases 1 to 330 code for a protein of 109 amino acids. The record is from RefSeq and is a predicted model, not a curated record. NCBI's taxonomy places the organism in Eukaryota, Fungi, Ascomycota, Eurotiomycetes, Eurotiales, Aspergillaceae. The transcript has 2 exons.
AUGCGUGUCUCGGCUACUCUCUUCUCUAUCCUGUUCACAGCCUCUUCUGCUGCUGCUCUGGGAGAUUAUGAGCUUAAUCUGUAUGAGGGCGCGCACUGCGACGGGCGAUUGGACGCCUCCUUGAUCACCAGUGACCCCCAAGGUUGUACGAACCAGAACAUCGACAUCCUUUCUUUCAAUGGAAAGGGUGGUGGCUGGAAUAUCUACGUCUAUGAUCGCCUAGACUGCCAGGGCGACUCUUAUGGCAUGCCCACAAAUGGUGACUGUGUGAUGGCCGCGCAGUUCAUAAGCCACCCGACUUUCAAGUCCUUCAAGGUUGUUGCUCCUUGA